AUGGCCGACCAUUCGCAGGUGUCGCCUGCGCCGCCGCAGAAUGUCUCGCGUGGUGAUUACCUCGUCGUUCUCCACCCUCACGAAGCCGGUGGAGAGGAUGAAUUGAAGAUGAAGCGCGGCGAUAUUAUUCUUCUCGAAGAGAUGGAUGAAGAAUUUCAAGAUGGAUGGUGGCUUGGACAGCACCCAGCUUCCGGCGACAAGGGCCUCUUCCCUGCAGGCUUCACUAGAAAGGCGCAUGCCCACGAGCGCUUGAAGGCCCGUCAAAUGACCACUUCGUACCAAGAACCGAUCGAAUUCGAAAAGACCGAAUCGCCGACGCAGAUGGAAUCGACGACACCGGUUGACUCAGUUUUCCCCACGGUGGGAAGUGGGCAAACGACUCCCCAGGCCUCGCGCCAUGCUAGCAUCACGGACACGCAGGCGCAGAUGAGCUCUCCAGGCCAGCAGCGAUCUGCCUCUUCUCCGCUGCCACGCCCGAGUCUGGCGGCCGAUAUUCAGGCUGCCUUCCGCAAUCCAAGCUUUGAUAGUCAUGAAAAGGGCGAGGAUAGUCCGGUGAUGCAUGAGACUUUGAGUGUCAUUGAUGAACACAUUACCGAUAUGAACACGCCUCGCCACAGCGUGUCAACCCAGGAUGCGAAAACGAUGAACGACUCCGGUAGCGAGUACAGUAGCCACAUGAGCCAUCGCAUCUCCUACAUCAACGGGAAUGAGACGGAUGAGGAAGAGGGUACACAUCUGACUGAAGCGGAAGUACGCCGAUGGAGUCAGACCGAAACCGCCAAACAGAUGCGUGCCAUUGGCGUUGAUUCAAAACACUGUGAUAUUUUUGAAGAGCAGGAAAUUACCGGUGAUGUCCUUCUUGAUAUGGAUCAGGACUUCAUUUUCAUGAAGGAGUUUGAUUUUGGAGUCAUGGGCAAGCGUCUCAAGACUUGGCACAAAAUAAAGGCCUUCCAAGAGGACGUGAAGGGCUUCAAGCAGCAGCCACAAUCGCCGCAAGCUACACGAGGUUCCAUCUCGGGCUUUGGUGGCCCCGAGGAACGAACUUUGUCUCGCGCCGGUCACACAGGGCCCUUCCUGCCACGUAUUCCUACGGUGUCGGAGAAGACUGGUGCAGGCUAUAGAGCAUCCGCUGGACCUGUCCAGCACCCUCGACUUGCGAGCAACAACAGCUCCCCCAUGACCCCAAAUACUCCACCAUUCGGUCAGGACUCGCCAAGAAGAAUAUCCGCUGCCUCCAUUCGAGACCUCAACCAUACGCGACGACACUCGUCCAUUGAUGCCACCCAUCAUGGCCCGCCUCAUUCGGCUAUGAAUGGUCAUUCAAAGAAGCCUUCAUUCGACCGGGGCUGGACGCUUAACGGUGGUGUUGGAACCAUGCCAACUCGUCCAGGAACCUCGAUAGGCACAACAUCGGCUUUCCGUGGACAGCAGACCGUCGAAUCAGAGCCUAACACGCCCGAUCAUUUCGAUGACCUAGAACGGGGAUACUUCUCCGGCACUGAAAUUGAUUCCCGCCGCUCUCGCCGUGUUCUGCAGAAACGAGCCUCGGCAGCUGGUAGCAUGAGCCAUUCUCGAAAGUCAAGCUACGCAGAUGAGCCUUACAGAGUUAAAUCUGCUGGCAAGCGUCAGUCUCGUAUUGCCAGUGUUGACUCUAUACGUGAUGCUGCUGCUGGUAGACACGUCUCCACCGCUGCCCAAACUUAUCACGGCGAUGCGCCCCAAAAGAGCCGUUUCAGGAGUCUGAGUACUCGCGUGUCUCAGCGAAGUGGCACCAAUGAUUCCCAAUUAUCCAAUCCCGAUAGCAAGGAUGGCAAGCCCGGUUUCUUCGCUAGCCUUGGGAUGAGAAAGGGAGAUUCGGAAGGUUCGACACGCUCGCCCUUGAACUUCCAGCUGCCGAAGAUGGCUGGUGCUGGCAAGAUCCGACGCGCUGUCGGCCUCCGCAAUGCUUCCGAUGGUGUCACAAAGACCACUGAUAUCUCUGCUCCUGUUUCGCCCCGCGAGUACGAUCCUAUGACUGGUCGUACUGGGUCUACCACUCCCUCUGCAACAUCGAAGAGCUCAGAGCGUCACAGCACUGAUGGGUCUGGUAAGGCUGCCGAGGGUGCGGGAUUCAUGGCCCGUCCUCGGACGGUCAAGUCCAAGAAGGAUACCAGUGCCUAUACCCGUGGCCUCGAGAAGAAGUCACCCCAGGAACAGAUGGAUGGCUGUGACUACAGUGGAUGGAUGAAGAAAAGAUCAUCCAAUAUGAUGACAACGUGGAAGCCUCGGUUGUUUGUCCUCCGUGGCCGCCGCUUGUCCUAUUACUACUCCGAAGAUGACACGGAAGAACGUGGUCUGAUUGAUAUCACUGCGCAUCGUGUACUCCGUGCGGACAACGACCCUAUUAUCGCGCUGCAUGCCACUGUCACCGGUGCUACUGCAUUACCCGCCAAUGCCAGUACCAGCGAGAACGGAAGCGGCAUGAAGCUCACAACCCCCGCCGUCAUUUCUUCUCUUACCAACAGGGACGGCAAUGGGCCUUUCUUCUUCAAGCUAGUGCCUCCUAAGACGGGCAACUCCCGCACAGUGCAAUUCACUAAGCCCACCACCCACUAUUUCCAGGUUGACAACGUCAAAGAGGGUCGUUUGUGGAUGGCCGCCAUGAUGAAGGCAACUAUCGAGCGUGACCUGUCAAUGGCCGUCGAGAGCACCAACAAGCAGAAGACUAUCAGCUUGAAACAGGCUCGACUGAUGAAUCAGCGACCACCUACUCUGAUGGCUGCUGCUGAACAAGACCCAGUCAUCCAUGAAGAAGAGGAAGACAGUGGCCUCCGCAUCGAUGGCCUGAACCUAGACAAAGCACCUUCUUCAGAAGGGGCAUCUUUCGUUGAUGCAAAAGUCGAUCUCGACCACGAACGCCAAAGCAACGACCGACCUCAAUCAAACCCUCCGAUUUCAAACCCUCUUGGUGAAAUCGACACCGGAGACUCCUCCCUCCUUCCCUCCCCUCUAGCCAAGACCGAUUCGCAGUGA
Penicillium atrosanguineum is the source of this 3012-nucleotide messenger RNA. RefSeq names its product putative polarized growth protein (Boi2). Gene Ontology annotation, biological process: actin cytoskeleton organization. Gene Ontology annotation, molecular function: protein binding. Bases 1 to 3012 code for a protein of 1003 amino acids. The record is from RefSeq and is a predicted model, not a curated record. Gene Ontology annotation, cellular component: plasma membrane. NCBI's taxonomy places the organism in Eukaryota, Fungi, Ascomycota, Eurotiomycetes, Eurotiales, Aspergillaceae. The transcript is spliced from 3 exons.